UGUCUUCCAAAUCAACGACAAUGGUACGUUGUUGAAGCCAGAUCACACCAGACUUCAUUUGCGUAUCUGUGUUACUGUGUAUGUCGUGUUGGUGUGAUAAAUGUCCCUCUCUUGCGGAAAUCGCCCUCGCUCUCUCUCUCUCUCUGUCUCUCUCUUCCCCCCUCUACUACCAACUUUUCUUCCUCUCCCCUUCUCCCAUAUGUCUCCUCCCUCUCUAUCCUUCUAUCCUUCUCUCCUCUUUUCCCUCUCAAGAACAGUGCCUCUCUUACCAAAGCUGGUCUGUAAACAGUCUGACCAUCUUCAAAUGGCAAGGGGCAAACAUCAAUCCUUUUUGUUCGCAUCCGGCUGUUUGGUGGCUUCGGCCCUCGGGUCUUUGGCCAUUGAACUUCUUUUUUCAUAAAUGCGGCAACAUUUUCUCUCCCAAUCAUCUUUUCUGACCUCUCUGAGUUGUUCUGCCUCUUUUUUAUUCCUUCCUCCUUUUUCUCGUUCCUUUCUUCUCCUCGCAAUUCUGUUACUGCUACUCACACGCUUCACCCGACACAUGUUUGUUCACACCUUCAGGGCUGAGACUGGCACUUGCAGCA
Molecule: messenger RNA, 584 nt
Organism: Salpingoeca rosetta
Lineage: Eukaryota; Choanoflagellata; Craspedida; Salpingoecidae
Exons: 1
Coding region: 81-437 (118 amino acids)
Source: RefSeq, a predicted model, not a curated record